Cuscuta epithymum is the source of this 1900-nucleotide messenger RNA. NCBI's taxonomy places the organism in Eukaryota, Viridiplantae, Streptophyta, Magnoliopsida, Solanales, Convolvulaceae. The record is from the annotation of a GenBank genome assembly.
UGGACAGUGGACACACGUAGACGAUGACGCUAUGGUGUAUCAUCGCUGACAUGCUCUCUGCUUUUUCUGCCUUGAAAAGGCGACCAGUUUCCGCCAUUCUAAGAUGAUUUUGUUCAAAUUUUAGUUUCUUCCUUCUUCUAAUCUCUCUAUCUCUUUUGAUCCCUCUUUGCACACACUUCAAGUCAUGGAGGCUGACGGUUUUUCAACGACAACAGCGGAGGCCACGCAACUGGUGAGGCUUCGCUGCUCAGUUAAGAACUACGAUUGGGGUCAAAUCGGACGGGAAUCCUGCGUGGCGCGGCUCUACUCUCGCAACACUGGGGAGGAGGUCCGGGAGGACAUUCCGUAUGCUGAGUUGUGGAUGGGGACGCACGACUCCGGUCCUGCUUAUGUGGUUGCAGCCGCUGACAGUGGACGUAACAAUGGCGGUGUGAAAGAGGAGAAGUUCUCGUUGACUCUGAAGGACUGGAUUCAACGGAACCCUACUCUUGCCGGCGAGAAGGUGGUUCAGACUUGGGGUCCUGAUCUUCCGUUUCUUUUCAAGGUGCUUUCUGUUGCGAAAGCUUUGUCGAUUCAGGCUCAUCCUGAUAAAGAUUUGGCUGCUCGGUUGCACAAGGAGCAGCCGGAGGUGUAUAAGGAUGCUAAUCACAAGCCCGAGAUGGCUUUGGCACUCACAGAAUUUGAAGCUUUAUGUGGGUUCGUUAGCUUUGAGGAGCUCAAACUUGUAGUCCAAACUGUACCUGAGAUUGGGGAAAUUGUUGGGAGUGGGCAUGUAGAGGAGGUGCUACAUGAAAGUGCACACGAAGUGGGUGAGAGAGCAAAACCAAUUCUUCAGUCAUUAUUUACAACUCUUAUGUCAGCUAGCAGUGAUGUCAUUUCGCAAGCUCUAACCAAACUCAUAAGCCGGUUGAAUGUUAAAAAUGAGGAAAGAGAGCUAACUGACAAAGAACAGCUAAUCUUGAGACUUGAAAAGCAAUAUCCAAGUGAUGUUGGAGUUAUAGCAGCGUUCUUGUUUAAUCAUGUGAAACUUAGUCCUGGUGAAGCUUUGUAUUUGGGUGCAAAUGAGCCUCAUGCAUACCUGUUUGGUGAGUGCAUUGAAUGUAUGGCAACUUCCGACAACGUUGUGCGUGCUGGCCUCACACCAAAGGACCGUGAUGUCAAGACCCUUUGUGCCAUGCUCACAUACAAUCAGGUGUUCCCAAAAAUCCUAAAAGGAGAUGCUUUGAGUCAUUAUACAAAGAGAUACAGCCCUCCCUUUGAUGAGUUUGAGGUAGACCACUGCAUUCUCCCUCGACUAGUAACCACAGUUUUCCCGGCAGCUCCUGGCCCGUCUAUUUUUCUGGUUUUUGCUGGAGAAGGAACAAUGACCACAAGGUCAUCCAACGAGGCAAUCGCAGAAGGAGAUGUUCUGUUUGCCCCUGCAAACACAAAUGUCACUGUCUCAACCACCACUACUGGUCUAAGUGUGUUUAGAGCUGGAGUGAAGUCAUCUUUCUAAAUACAAGAAUGAUAAAAGUCGUGUGAAAAAUAGUCCUUGUUUAUACUACAUGUUAUCAGUGUGAGGGUUUGUUUGUAAUAUAUUUAUGCAGUGAUGAGGAAUAACAUACAUACCCCACUUUUGUAUAGUGUCAUUAUAAUGAUAGUGAUGUAGUAAUAUACAAGAACAAUAGCAAGGUGGAACUACGAAUUUCCUUUUGCCGAAAAAAAGAUAGUAGGAAUGUAGGAUACGGAUGUCUUUCAAAGCGAAAGCAUUACAUAUCAUAGGCGGGAUUACUAGAAGAAAUCUAUACAUUAUCGUAUAUAUUAAGUGAGUUAAGUGAUGUUCCCGCUCAUGCGCAGGGACACUGUUGUAACUUGUAACUACGUCUAAUUUUUACUAAUCGUCGCUCGAAUGCCUGGG